CUUGGCCUGCUGCGAGGUCAAGAAUGGGACUCUGGCGAUCCCGUCAGGGACACCCGAAGUAUUGUGGGUGUUCUUUGCGCAGAAACUAUCCGGUCAUUUAGGAGUGUUUUGCGGAGCGUGGAACAUUGUGAUGACAUUCCUCAAGACAGCCAGCAUUGUUUGAAGAAGGCUUGCGACGUUUUGACGCUAUGGGCCUCAGGGUACAGCAUUCUUGAAGGGGAUCUAGAUGUGGCUCUCGCAACAUCAUGGGUAUUGCAGCGGUCCAUGCUGGAGUUGCUAUUAUCGAUUGGC
Colletotrichum phormii is the source of this 291-nucleotide messenger RNA. RefSeq lists its product as uncharacterized. The transcript has a single exon. The record is from RefSeq and is a predicted model, not a curated record. The annotation marks the transcript as partial. NCBI's taxonomy places the organism in Eukaryota, Fungi, Ascomycota, Sordariomycetes, Glomerellales, Glomerellaceae.